Molecule: messenger RNA, 609 nt
Organism: Polypterus senegalus (gray bichir)
Lineage: Eukaryota; Metazoa; Chordata; Cladistia; Polypteriformes; Polypteridae
Product: E3 SUMO-protein ligase ZBED1-like
Exons: 2
Coding region: 1-609 (202 amino acids)
Source: RefSeq, a predicted model, not a curated record
AUGACGAAAGAAAAAGUGGACGAAAUUCAUAGGGCAGUGACAAAAUUUAUAGUCAAAGAUCUCCAUCCAUUUUCAACGGUGGAGUCACCAUCAUUCAGGGAGAUGUCCACUGCCCUUAAUCCAAGGUAUCAGCCCCCAUCGAGGGAUGAUCUAUCCAACACACUUGUACCUGCUUGGUAUUGCGUGGAGAAAAGCAACCUCAUCCAGAAUUUGGCACAGGUUAACAAGGUCGCUAUCACCUGUGAUGGAUGGACCAGUAUUGCUCAGGACCAUUUCCUCACAGUGACUGUUCACUACAUCUACAAAGGCAAAAUGAAGCAGAAUGUGCUUAGCACUGAAGCAGUUUAUGAGUCACAAACAGGUCCAGUUGUCGCUAAAGAAAUAUCAAGUGUUGUGGAGCAAUUUCACUUGGGAGGGAAAAUAAUUGCUGCCACUGUAGACAAUGCCUGCAACAUGGAUGUUGCUUUGAAAAAAUUGGACUUUUUAAAAGUGGGAUGCUUUGCUCAUACCCUCAACCUGGCCGCACAAAGGUGUAUGACAUUCCUGCAGUUUCCAGCUGGUGUGCCAAAAUCCGUUCAGCUGUGGUGUGGCUCAAACGUUCAUCCUUGA